GUUUUCCAGCCCCAGUUGGAGUUAAUCAGGUUGAGGAGAAGAGUUCGCUGUCGUGUGGCUGUGAGGAGUUUUAACUCCAUUCUGCUGGAAAGACUCAGGGGUCGCCACAGCGGAUCUUUCGUCUCCAUUGCUCCCUGUCUUCCGCGUCCUCCUCUACCACACCUGCCACUUUCAUGCCCUCUCUCACCACAUCCAUGUAUCUCCUCUUUGGCCUUCCUCGUUUUCGUUUGCCUGGCAGCUCCAUCCUCAACAUUCUCCUUCCAACAUGCUCUUCAUCUCUUCUCAGGAUGUUCCCAUACCAUCUCAGUCUCAUCUCUCUUAGCUUCAUUCCCAAGCUCUCCACAUGUGCCGUCCCUCUGAUGUGCUCGUUCCUUAUCCUGUCCAACCUCCCAUCGCAAACCGUAACAUCCUCAACUCCGCCACCUCCAACUCCGCCACCUGUCUCUUCGUUAAGGGUACGGUCUCCAAUCCAGAUAUCACAGCUGGUCUCACUACUGUCUUAUACAUCUGACCUUUCACUUUUGCUGGGACUUUCCUAUCACAAAUGACUCCCGAAAUCCUUCUCCAACUGCUCCACCCUGCCUGCACACACACUCUCACUAUCACACGUUUUCCUGCACAGUUGACCCCAGAUGUUUUCUAAUGGACUCAGCAAAAGCUGGACUGUGCCCUGAGAGAGAAACUUCACACACUCCUGCUGCGCAGCACUUACAGCAUUCUGAAGAUGUGAAUACAGAAACUUGUGCCACUGAUGAGGAGAGAUGCUAUGUGAAACACCUCACCCCCCUCUCUAAAGAGAUUGUGACGUUCCUGAAGAAACCUAUAAAAGAGGAAAAAUCUGGAGAUGAAGACCUCUAUGGAGGUACAUCAAACUCUGUGAGCUGUAUCACCCCUGUUGACCAGCAGGAUGGAGAAUUCCAGAUGAAGCCUCUAAAAAAGGAGGAAGCUGAAGAUGACUACUAUCUCUACUGCGAGGAUUGCAGGUCAUUCUUUAUCAACAAGUGUGAGGUUCAUGGUCCGGCUCUCUUCAUCCCUGAUACCACUGUUUCCCUGGGAGUCCCAGACCGAGCCAGGCAAACACUUCCACCUGGUCUAGAGGUCCAUGAGUCCGGUAUUCCUGAUGCAGGUCUGGGAGUGGUCAAUAUGGGAGAGACCGUUCCAGUUGGUGCGCACUUCGGCCCUUAUCAGGGAGACUUGGUAGAGUGUGAGGAAGCUAUGAACAGUGGCUACUCCUGGGUGAUAUACAAGGGAAGACAGUCUGAGAGAUAUAUAGAUGCCAGCAGUGAGAUGCAUGCUAACUGGAUGAGGUAUGUGAACUGUGCUCGAGAUCAUGAAGAGUGCAAUCUUGUGGUAUUCCAGUAUCGAGGGGGGAUUCUAUACCGCUGCUGUCAACCAAUCAAACCAGGACAGGAGCUUUUGGUGUGGUACACGGAGGAGUACACGAACAAUCUCAGCACUGCAUUUGAAGAAAUCUGGAAGAAAAAGUCCUCUCCACUUGGCGAUGAAACGAACAAUGCUUUGUGUCCACUUUCCUGUACGUCUCAAAUUUACCGUCACAAACCCGUCAAGAGAUGCCAGAAUGAAGAGGACGUGAGAAUGCUGAAAUCAGAAGAAAUUACUUGUAAUACUUUGAAAUCAGGAAGUUCCAGGUGUCAGAAAACUGCACCUGAUAUUCGCCAUACCACGGUCUCUCGUCGCCAAAUGCAAAAAGGACUUCAUUGCAAAGAUUGCGGGAAGAGGUUUAUUCGUCAGGGUAAUCUCAAACUACAUCAGCGCAUUCACACCGGAGAAAAGGCUUAUCCCUGCUCACAGUGCGGAAAGAGUUUUACACAACUAAGUCGCUUCCAAAUUCACCAGCGCAUUCAUACAGGAGAGAAGCUGUAUCAGUGCUCCGAAUGUGGGAAAAAAUUUAAUCGAGAACGUACUCUGCAAAUCCACCAACGUAUUCACACAGGAGAGAAACCGUUUCACUGCUCACAGUGUGGAAAGAGUUUUAGUGAGCAACGUAACUUCCAAGCUCACCAACGCAUUCACACAGGAGAGAAGCCAUAUCUCUGCUCUGACUGUGGGAGGAGUUUUGCUCAACACAGUACUCUCCAACGACAUCAGCGCAUUCACACCGGAGAGAAGCCCUAUCACUGCUCGCAGUGUGGAAAGAGUUUUACACAACAAGGUGCUCUCCAGCGACACCAACGCAUCCACACAGGAGAGAAACCGUAUCACUGCUUCUGGUGUGAAGAGAGAUUUAUUCAACAGGGUAGUCUUCAACGACAUCAGCUAAUCCACACGGGAGAAAAACCUUAUCGCUGUCUACAGUGUGAUAAGGGUUUUACUGAAAGAAGUGAUCUGAAGAAACACAAACGUGUACACACAGGAGAGAAGCCGUAUCCUUGCUCUGAGUGUGGCAAACGUUUUACUGAGAGUGGUGCACUUAAAAAACACCAGCGCAUUCACACGAGAGAAAAACCAUAUUCCUGCUUGCAGUGUGGAAGGAACUUCAAUUUCUCAAGCACUUUCAGGAGACACACAUGCACGAACACAGACAAGUUGUUGGGUUGAUGAGAUGUAUGUAAAGUUGUUUUUUUUUUUUUUUUUUUCCCCAUAUUUACAUUUUAACCUCCUAAGGCCCAAGCUGUUUUUUUUACAUGCAUUUUUUAAUUUCUCUUUGCUAUUUGGGCUUAUUAGAACCUGAUUAGAAUAAAAACUAAGCAUCAUCUUUUGAUAAGAUGUACUUUUAGAGAAAAAGUAUAUCCACAUAUGUGGAUUCUUGUUCCGAAUUUCUAAAAAGUGCUGUCCACGCAUGUGACCGCUAAGCCCUAGGAGGUUAAAGAAAAUAUCUCGCAAAUAAACAAAUUGAGCUAAAAGUCA
Molecule: messenger RNA, 2868 nt
Organism: Neoarius graeffei (lesser salmon catfish)
Lineage: Eukaryota; Metazoa; Chordata; Actinopteri; Siluriformes; Ariidae
Product: zinc finger protein 883-like
Exons: 9
Coding region: 643-2559 (638 amino acids)
Biological process (GO): negative regulation of transcription by RNA polymerase II; cellular developmental process
Molecular function (GO): DNA-binding transcription repressor activity, RNA polymerase II-specific; RNA polymerase II cis-regulatory region sequence-specific DNA binding; protein binding
Source: RefSeq, a predicted model, not a curated record